Messenger RNA from Rhodofomes roseus, 922 nucleotides. RefSeq names its product NADH2 dehydrogenase. The coding region runs from base 116 to 514 and encodes 132 amino acids. Lineage: Eukaryota; Fungi; Basidiomycota; Agaricomycetes; Polyporales; Fomitopsidaceae. The record is from RefSeq and is a predicted model, not a curated record. Gene Ontology annotation, biological process: respiratory electron transport chain. The transcript is spliced from 3 exons.
AGACCGUUUGGCGCGCUUCUCUAUCUCAUAAGCGCUCGCACUCGACUGUGCAGCGCGAUGAGAAUGUGAUGUUCGUCCGACGUUCGUCUGUUCCCGUCUCGACGCCGACCCCGCCAUGUUCCGUCUCACUCGCCCUCUCCUCAACCAAGUCCGGAAAACGACCACCGGCAUCACGGGCCUCGAGGUCCACCACGACCCUAUUCCUCACCUGAUUCAGACAUACAAAACCACCUUGGAGAGGCUAUCCGGCAUUCCCGAGACCUCUGUAUACCGGCAAGGCGUGGAGGCCCUCACAAAGCACAAGCUCAACAUUGUGCAAACGGCGAACGCGAGCAUUGCUGAGGUCGAGAAGCAACUGGAUGAGGGACACAUAGAGGAGUCGCUUGACAUCGCGACAGAUGAAUUGAACCUGGCGUCCAAGAUGGUCGAGUGGAAGGCAUGGGAGCCUCUCGCUGAGAAGCCGGAGCCUGGACAGUGGGAGUAUUUCGGCAAGACCGCGACCGCAUCGUCAUGAAUGGGCUAGUUGAGACUCCUCUGUAGUCUACUCAUAGAAUUGGCCGCUGAGCACAUUUCACGACGCGUCUCGUCUUCUGAGUCGGCUGUCUAACAUCCUCGCCUCAAUGAUGACCACAUCUGCGAUGGACUCGCACGUAUUCCCAUUUGCUUCUGUUAACGCGAGUCUGAAAACACGAACCAUCGUCUCCACAUGGUGUAAGCCAAUCGCAUGGGUAGACGAUCCCGCCUGCACGACUAAGGUGAUCAAGACUCAAGUACUCAAGAGAGAAGUGCGUCACGCAAUAAUAUUGCAUAGCUAGUCGGUGAUGUACAUACAGUACACGCUGUGCGACAUGUUGAGUGUCGCGGCUGCAGACAGUAGCUACAAGUAUUAUUCACAAGACGCAAUGAGAUAAAUCAAAACUAG